AAAAGUAACUCAAGAAAGGGAAAAACUCAUAGUGGUGCUACACGUUCGUAAGGAGGGGGCACUCUAUAUUGCUAUUAAUCGGAUCGUGGAGAUUUUGUGACCGCAGACUGCACCUGAUAAGCUGUCGGCUGAGUUCUUCUGGAUCGGACUGUGUGUGUUUCAAAGUUGGAUUUAUUCAGCUAACAGCGGCGAAGUGCUGGGUAGAUAUGGACGAUCUGCAGCGAUCGGCUUGAGAGACCAACGCUGGAGUUUUCGGCACUAUUCCCGCGGGUCUUAACUUAUAUUUUACAUUUACAACUUUGUAGUGGACGUGUUGUAACGCCGUAAGAAGUCAACGUGUAACCGGUUUGCUAAGUUUCAAACUCGCUGCUGCUCUAUUGAUCAACAGUUACUGUGUCCUUUAACACUUUGCUGUUGCAUGUUUUAACAACAUGUCACCAAAAGCAGAUAUCCUAUCAAGAAAGUAGUUUCAUGAACGACUUUCAUGAACACUGUUUUUUAACUUAAAUGUGACUUAAGGACGACUUCUACUUUUGCUAGUUCUGUGAAUCACCUUUGAUUUUUUUAGCCCGCGUCGGACACCAGAGGAGAAAGUUGGACUGGGAACUUGUGUCCUAAAUGACUUAUUACUGGGAUGGAAAACUUACUACCGCACUGCAGUUGUUUCUCCUAGCCCACGUAGCACAAGAAAACAAUUAAUGUGCUCUAAAAGUCUCCCAGUUUUUCCGAAGAGACAUUAAUAUUCAAGUUUGUGGGUGCAAGGAGAGAUCUCAACGGCCGCGCUAUUAAAACUGGAUACAAAAUGGCGGCGUCCCUGGGACGAUUUGGAUAUGUUUCUCGAUGUGUUUUUUAUUUAAUUUUGUCGGUCGAACUGUUUAUCAGUUAUGGAUUGAGUUCAGACUUGCCAUGUGCCCAGAACUGUACCUGCGACGGAGAUGCAGUGGACUGUAGUAACCUGGAGCUGACAGCUACGCCUCUGGACCUUCCUGUCCGGACUGUUUCCUUAAAUCUUGGCCACAACAAGCUGACCUCCAUUGAUGUUGAAGCUUUUGACAACCUUCCCAACCUGAGAGAGCUGCGGCUGGACCACAAUGAGCUCACGUCUAUACCAGAUUUAGGACAGGCUGCUUCCAAGACUGUAUCUCUCUACCUCCAUCAUAAUAAGAUCCGCAGUAUAGACGGCAGGCGUACCAGAGAGCUGGCUUCUGUGGAAACCCUGGACCUGAGCAAUAAUGAUAUCACUGAGCUGCGAGGGCACUGCUUUCCUGCAGGCCUGCAAAUCAGACACCUGUACCUUAGCAACAACAAAAUCUCUUUGUUGGAGCUCGGAGCUCUGGACCAUCUGGGCGCGACUCUCCAGGUCCUGAGACUGAGCCGAAACCGCAUCAGCCAGAUCCCCGUGAAGGCCUUCCAGCUCCCCAGGCUCACCCAGCUUGAGCUGCACAGGAACCGUAUCCGUCUAGUGGAGGGUCUCACCUUCAAGGGUCUGUCCAGCCUGGAGGUGCUCAAGCUGCACAGAAACAACAUCAACAAACUGACCGACGGCGCUUUCUGGGACCUGGCCAAGAUGAAAGUCCUUCACCUGGACUACAACAGCCUGACGGAGGUGAACAGCGGCUCCCUGUACGGCCUCUCCUCCCUCCAGCAGUUAUUCCUCAGUAACAACUCCAUAGCCCGCAUCAACCCUGACGGAUGGAAGUUCUGCCAGAAGCUGAGGGAACUGAAUCUGUCCUAUAACAACUUGACUCGUCUGGAUGAAGGCAGCCUGGCCGUGCUGGGAGAUCUCCACUCGCUCCGUCUGGGCCACAACUCCAUCAGCCACAUCACCGAGGGAGCCUUCAGAGGCCUCAAGUCCGUACGCACCCUGGAGCUUGACCAUAACGACAUCUCGGGGACAAUAGAGGACACCAACGGGGCCUUCUCUGGAUUGGACAGCCUCAACAAGCUGACUCUGUUUGGAAACAAGAUCAAGUCGGUGGCCAAGAAAGCCUUCUCUGGCUUGGAGACCCUGGAACACCUGAACUUGGGGGAGAAUGCUAUCCGUUCCAUCCAGCCCGACGCCUUCAGCAAAAUGAAGAACCUCAGAACACUUAUCAUCCAGAGCGACAGCUUCCUGUGUGACUGCCAGCUCCAAUGGCUGCCCGACUGGCUGGUGACCCGCGGUCUGACGGCCGGCGCCAACGCUUCCUGCGCUCACCCCGAGAGCCUCAAAGGCACCAGCGUGUUCCAGGCUCCGCCCAGCAGCUUCGUGUGCGACGACCUCCCAAAGCCCCAGAUCACGGUGCAGCCGGAGACCUCCGUGACGGUCCUCGGCAGCGACGUGCGUCUCACGUGCACGGCGGCGAGCAGCAGCACCUCCCCCAUGACCUUCGCCUGGCGUAAGGACCAGGAGCUGCUUCGCCACGCCGAGACGGAGAACUACGCCCACGUGCGCGCUCAUCACCAAGGCACAACGUCCGACGUGCCGAGUGCAAACGGAGACGUGAUGGAGUACACCACCAUCCUGCACCUGCGGCACGUCACCUUCGCCCACGAGGGCCGCUACCAGUGCAUCAUCACCAACCACUUCGGCUCCACCUACUCCACCAAGGCCCGCCUCGUCGUCAACGUCCUCCCGUCCUUCAUGAAGACGCCCCGGGACAGCACCAUCCGGACGGGCCACACGGCGAGGCUGGAGUGCGCCGCAGAGGGCCACCCGACGCCGCAGAUCGCCUGGCAGAAAGACGGCGGCACGGACUUCCCCGCCGCCCGGGAGCGCCGAAUGCACGUGAUGCCCGACGACGACGUGUUCUUCAUCAUGGACGUGAAGCCGGAGGACAUGGGCGUGUACAGCUGCACCGCCAAGAACACGGCCGGCACCGUCUCCGCCAACGCCACUCUCACCGUGUUGGAAACGCCCCACCUGGCGCAGGAGAUGGAGGACCGCAGCGUGGUGGUGGGCGACACGGUGGCCCUGCAGUGCAAGGCCCUGGGGAGCCCGCCGCCCCGCAUCACCUGGCUGCGCAACGACCAGCCGCUGCGCCCCUCCGACAGACACCACUUCACCCCCGGCAACCAGCUGCUGGUGAUCGGCGCCGCCUCCGUGGAGGACGCGGGGCGCUACACCUGCAUGAUGUCCAACACGCUGGGCACGGAGCGCGCCCACAGCCAGCUGCUGGUGACGCGCCGCCGCGGACCCUGCCCCUCCCCCUCCGGCCCGAGCACCGUCACUAUAGGGAUCAUUGUCAUCGCCGUGGUGACCAGCAUCGUGGUGACGUCGCUGGUGUGGGUGUGCAUCAUCUACCAGACCAGGAAGAAGAGCGAGGAGUGCAGCGUCACCAACACAGAUGAGACAAUAGUUCCUCCAGACGUCCCCAGCUACCUCUCGUCGCAGGGCACGCUGUCCGAGAGGCAGGAUGUGUGUGUCCGCGUGGAGGCGGGACCUCAGCCCAACGGACACAUCGUGGACCCCACAGGUUUCGACCCCGCCGUGGUGUGCACAGAUUGCAUGGAGAACGGCAGCAGCUACUCCAAAGACUCGGACUACCUGACGCACGGGUACGGCCACGCUGGAGGCUUGGAGUACCAGCAGCACUCUUUGCCCCCCCCACACCCUCACUGUUACCCCGGGGAGCCGUACUCCAUCCCGCUCUGCAACGGGACCCCCAACGGGAUCCGGAAGGACAACCAAGGCUCCACGCUCCCUAAAAACCACAACACGUUACAGAUGAACCAACACGAUAGAAAAGUGAGACAGACUUCAUCGUUCUCCCCGUCGCAGGAGGACUCCUUCCACAAGCCGGUGAAGCUGGCGAGCCCCGGCCGCCCGGACAGUGACUUUGAGCCUGAGCUCCGACAGACUCUGCUGUCUAACGGACACGCCGUCAGAGCCUCUCCGAAUGAGUGCGCCCCCCUAAGGAGAGCCAGCGACUAGCAGGCGCUCCAUCCGGCCCCCAAAAAAGCGAACUCGCAGAAGCCGAGUGGACUUUCUAUAUAUUUUUUUUGCACUGGGAAAAUAAACUGCUACCUCAUAUCGAGGGCGAUCGAUCCCCAGCCUCCUGGAUCUGGACUACAAGGGGGGAGGGGGGA
Molecule: messenger RNA, 4068 nt
Organism: Notothenia coriiceps (black rockcod)
Lineage: Eukaryota; Metazoa; Chordata; Actinopteri; Perciformes; Nototheniidae
Gene: lrig1
Product: leucine-rich repeats and immunoglobulin-like domains 1
Exons: 18
Coding region: 803-3913 (1036 amino acids)
Molecular function (GO): protein binding
Source: RefSeq, a predicted model, not a curated record